AUGGAAACUAGAAGAGAGGAUGCUGAAAUUGAAGACAUUUCAAUAAUGUCACCUCCAUUAGUGGGUUCUAUGAAAAUUGAAGGGUGCAACAAUAAAGAGUUUAUGUCUCAUUCAUACUUUCACAACAACUGCUCUGAGAUUGAUAUUCAAAUUGAUGAUUCCAGUUUCAAUCAAAUUGGCCCUCUCCCCAUUUAUCUCAAGUUUGAAGAUGUAGAGUUUAAAGUGAGAAACAAUACACGAGCAGCUUCGAAAAACCCUGUGAAGAGAAUAGUAUCAAAGGUAAGUAGAGAAAAUAAGAAUAAUAAUGGGGAAGGUGAUGAUAAAUACAAGAAGAUUUUGAAGGGUAUAACAGGAAGCAUUGGACCUGGUGAAAUUCUAGCACUAAUGGGUCCUUCUGGGAGUGGCAAAACAACCUUGUUGAGAGUCAUAGGAGCAAGAUUACUUGACAAUGUAAAAGGAAAAAUCACCUACAACGAUGUUCGUUAUACGCCAGCUGUCAAGAGGAGGAUUGGAUUUGUGACACAAGAGGAUAUUCUUUUUCCACAAUUAACUGUUGAAGAAACAUUAGUUUUCUCCGCAUUAUUAAGGCUACCAACUAAUAUGAGCAAGCAGCAAAAAUAUGCAAAAGUGGACACCACUAUCAAGCAGCUAGGCCUUGAAAGAUGUCGCAACACAAAAAUAGGAGGGGGAUAUCUGAAAGGCAUAUCAGGAGGGGAAAGGAAGAGAACAAGCAUAGGUUAUGAAAUUCUUGUUGAUCCUUCAUUGCUACUGCUUGAUGAACCAACUUCAGGCCUUGAUUCCACCUCAGCAAACAAACUUCUUGUCACUCUUCAGGGGCUUGCCAAGGCAGGAAGGACCAUAAUUACAACAAUACAUCAGCCAUCAAGCAGAAUCUUUCACAUGUUUGACAAACUUCUUCUGAUAUCAGAAGGCUAUCCGGUUUACUAUGGUAAGGCCAGAGAAUCAAUGGACUACUUCUCUUCCUUGAGGUUCAUGCCGGAGAUACCGAUGAAUCCGGCCGAGUUCUUGCUCGACUUGGCUACCGGACAAGUCAACGAUAUAAGUUUUCCAGCCGAAGUUUUGCAAGAUCAACUAACUAAUGACCCUUCUAGAGCAGUUAUUAAUUAUCUAAAAGUAAAGUAUAAAGCUUUGUUGGAGCCAAAGGAAAAGGAAAACCAUGGAGCAGCAACAACAGCAGAGCAUCUUCAACAAGCAAUUCAAGUUAAGAAGGAGUGGACAUUGAGUUGGUUGGACCAAUUUGUGAUUCUUUCUAGGAGAACAUUCAGAGCAAGAUGCAAGGACUAUUUUGAUAAGUUAAGGCUAGUUCAAGCACUUGGCAUUGCACUCUUGUUGGGAUUACUUUGGUGGAAAUCCUCAACCAACACUGAGGCUCAACUCAGAGAUCAGGUUGGUUUAAUGUUCUAUAUAUGUAUAUUCUGGACAUCUACAUGCAUUUUUGGAGCAGUGUACGUGUUUCCAUUCGAAAAGAUAUACUUGAUAAAAGAAAGGAAAGCAGACAUGUAUAGAUUAAGCGUAUACUACGCAUGCAGCACGCUGUGUGACAUGGUGGCGCAUGUUUUCUAUCCCACUUUCUUCAUGAUCAUUGUCUAUUUCAUGGCCGGCUUCAAGAGGACCGUCGCCUGCUUCUUCUUGACUCUCUUCUCCGUUCUGUUAAUCGCCGUCACCAGUCAGGGCGCUGGAGAAUUGUUUGGAGCUGCAGUUAUGAGUAUUAAAAGAGCAGGCAUGGCUGCUUCUUUGGUGCUUAUGUUGUUCCUUCUUACUGGUGGCUACUAUGUCCAGCACAUACCAAAGUUCAUGCAGUGGUUGAAGUAUUUAUCCUACUUAUUCUACGGAUUCAGGCUUCUUCUAAAAGUGCAGUAUUCCGGAGACCAAUUAUAUGACUGUGAAAGUGAGGGAGGGUGCAGACCCUUGCAAAGUUCACCAACAUUUAGCACUGUUAACUUGAAAGGUGGCUUGAAAGAAGUUUGGGUUGUGCUAGCCAUGGCUAUGUGCUUCAGGUUCUUGGCUUACAUUUGCCUCCGCAGAAGAAUUGAUGCCUACAAAUAA
This is a messenger RNA of Arachis stenosperma, 2067 nucleotides long. RefSeq names its product ABC transporter G family member 26-like. The record is from RefSeq and is a predicted model, not a curated record. Gene Ontology annotation, cellular component: membrane. Bases 1 to 2067 code for a protein of 688 amino acids. Lineage: Eukaryota; Viridiplantae; Streptophyta; Magnoliopsida; Fabales; Fabaceae. Gene Ontology annotation, molecular function: ATP hydrolysis activity; ABC-type transporter activity; ATP binding. The transcript has 8 exons.